UUUGAAUUAUCCUUUAAUUUAUGUGAUCCCUUUCCUUAUUUUUCUCUAAUUUCUUUUUAUCACAAUCCAUAUCUUUGAUGUUCUUUCAUAACUAGAUCCAUUUCCAUCAAAAUUUGUUCUUAUUUUCUCCUUCACAAAUCACAACCCUAUUUUUUAGAGUUUAAUAUUAUGUCUUUUUUGUGAUUAUUCAAAUUUUUUGAUGACGACUAACAAUUCUUCUUUUUACAAUUAAUUUUAUAGGAGGUUUUCAUUUAAACUCUAAAUCAAACAAUUCCUUUGAAAGUUCUUAAAAAAAAGGAUUGAAAGCAAAUGGGAGAAACAAUUGAUCCAAUAUCAUCUUCAACCCAUGAGAGUGAAAAUGAAAAUGAAAAUGAAAAUGAAAAUGAAAAUGAAGGAGAACCAAAACCAAAUGAUUCUUCAUUGGGCCAUGAGGAAGAUGAGGAAGAGCCAAACAAUAUAGAAUUGGGUCCAAAAUGCAGCAUUAGGCAACACCUCGAGAAAGAUAAGGAUGACGAGAGUUUAAGGAAAUGGAAGGAGCAACUCCUUGGAAAUGUUGAUUUUGAGUCAGGAGAAGAAACUCUGGAAUCAGAAGUGAAGAUAUUAAGUUUGACAAUUUUAUCCCCCGGUAGAGAAGAGAUUGUCCUUCCAUUACCCGAGUCAGGGGAUCCAAAAGGCUUAUGGUUCACCUUGAAAGAAGGUAGCCCUUACAAUCUUCGUUUUUGCUUUCAAGUCACCAACAACAUUGUCUCUGGCCUUAGGUACACCAACACAGUGUGGAAAACCGGUCUCAAAGUUGAUAGUACCAAAGAAAUGAUUGGAACAUUUAGCCCUCAAUCGGAACCUUACACGCAUGAGAUGCCAGAGGAAACUACACCUUCCGGUUUUUUUGCAAGAGGCUCAUACAGUGCUAGGACUAAGUUUCUCGACGACGACAACAAAUGUUACUUGGAGAUCAAGUACACAUUCGACAUUCAAAAGGAAUGGCCAACCAAUUAAUUUUAAUGUUCAUUUCGUCAUGUUGAUCUUGUUUGUAGCAACAUUGGAGUAAGUUCAGAUACGUAGCAUGUAGAUGCAAAUUCUAACUAAUAAAGUUUGGUACUCACAAUAAAGUACCGAUAAUUAUGUAAUUCUCGUUUUUACAACUUGGGUAUAGCAAUUUUGAUAUAUGUAUAAUGUAACUCGAUCUAUUAGCAAGGUUUUUCUUAUAUUUUAUCUUU
Messenger RNA from Spinacia oleracea (spinach), 1217 nucleotides. RefSeq names its product rho GDP-dissociation inhibitor 1-like. Gene Ontology annotation, molecular function: Rho GDP-dissociation inhibitor activity; protein binding. NCBI's taxonomy places the organism in Eukaryota, Viridiplantae, Streptophyta, Magnoliopsida, Caryophyllales, Amaranthaceae. Gene Ontology annotation, biological process: Rho protein signal transduction. The record is from RefSeq and is a predicted model, not a curated record. Gene Ontology annotation, cellular component: cytoplasm; membrane; cytosol. The transcript has 5 exons. The coding region runs from base 310 to 996 and encodes 228 amino acids.